Molecule: messenger RNA, 745 nt
Organism: Penicillium hordei
Lineage: Eukaryota; Fungi; Ascomycota; Eurotiomycetes; Eurotiales; Aspergillaceae
Product: histone H2B family protein
Exons: 3
Coding region: 41-466 (141 amino acids)
Biological process (GO): nucleosome assembly
Cellular component (GO): nucleosome
Molecular function (GO): DNA binding; structural constituent of chromatin; protein heterodimerization activity
Source: RefSeq, a predicted model, not a curated record
UCCAACUCUUUUUCAACCAACUUUUCAAAUCACAUUCAAAAUGCCCCCUAAGGCCGCUGAGAAGAAGCCCUCCACCGGUGGCAAGGCCCCCGUUGGUGGCAAGGCCCCUGCUGAGAAGAAGGAGGCUGGCAAGAAGACUGCCACCGCUGCCACUGGCGAGAAGAAGAAGCGCGGCAAGACCCGCAAGGAGACCUACUCUUCUUACAUCUACAAGGUCCUCAAGCAGGUCCACCCCGACACUGGUAUCUCUACUCGUGCCAUGUCCAUCCUGAACUCCUUCGUCAACGACAUUUUCGAGCGUGUCGCUACCGAGGCCUCCAAGCUUGCUGCUUACAACAAGAAGUCCACUAUCUCCUCCCGGGAGAUCCAGACCUCUGUGCGUCUCAUCCUCCCCGGUGAGCUGGCCAAGCACGCCGUCUCUGAGGGCACCAAGGCUGUGACCAAGUACUCUUCUUCCGCCAAAUAAGCGGCUUCUUUACGUUUUAUUUCCAGCUUGCUUUUGUUUUUACUACCUCUUGAUCUGUUAUGGGCUCUGAGGUGGUCGGUUAUGGGUGUUUUGCGGGUUUCUAAUGCGUCAUGGGAUGGCUUGAAUUUUCUUUUCCCCGAUGGGUGAUUUUUUUUGAAUGGUUACCACUCGAUACGUGAAUGCGGUGUAACAUAACUCGGGUCUGGGGCAGGCAUGGAUUGGCCUCCCCUACUAGAACGCGAAAUUCCAAAUGCUUAAUUGCAUUGCAUCAUGAUUCUA